Messenger RNA from Columba livia (rock pigeon), 5919 nucleotides. RefSeq names its product small integral membrane protein 44 (gene SMIM44). Lineage: Eukaryota; Metazoa; Chordata; Aves; Columbiformes; Columbidae. The transcript has 4 exons. The record is from RefSeq and is a predicted model, not a curated record. Bases 4109 to 4900 code for a protein of 263 amino acids.
GCCCCAGGCACCCGCUCCCCUGGGUCAUAGCGGUGCGAUGCCUCAGAAUCGCCUGUGGUGCUGAGCUGGGUCCCUCCUUGCCUCUGCGCCAGAGGAGCUGCUGUGGGUUUGGCCUCUCCUGUCGUGGCAGGCCAGGGCUGUGCUUGCGGCAGCCUUUGUCCUGGGAUGGGGGUUGUUUCAUUACAAAGUUUGGAAGAUUUGGCUGCGCUUGUUCUUUCUGCAGGGAAUGGCGCUGCCAUAGGGCUUAUGGGGUGAGGCAGAGCCUGCCCGGACUUUCCCCCGUGUUUAACCAGACCUGGGAGGGCUGAGGCUGGUGUCUGCUGCCAUCACCCAGCGCCCAACCCCCCCGGCAGCCCAGCGUGGGCACAGCGGGGCUGGCGGGGAAUACAGUUCUGGUGGGGGGAGCUUCUGUGUGAGUUGAGCUGUGAUUUAGCCCUAACACAAAUGUGGGGUGCACCCAGUGCCGCAGGGUCAGACCCCAGCUCCUGGGCUGCCGUAAUAGAACCGUACAACAGAAGAACUUGGUUUGGAAAAGACCUUUACGAUUGUCAUGCCCAACCAUAAUGCGAGGAGAGAGCAUGGGGGUGUCACUGAUGGCACAGGGUGACCCUGGCGGGCUCAGGAAGGGGACAGAUGCUGCCCACAGAGGGGCCGGGGGUGCCGCUGUCCUGCGGGGACUGGCAUCCUGCCCACGGGGCUUCUCCCCCCGCCCAGACUCUCCCUGCAAGUCACUCCUGGGCUCAGUCCUGGGUCCCUAAAGCUGCUGCUGCGGCGUUCCCGGGGCUGUGGUGCCGGGAGCCCCGGCUCUGGCCCGGUUCAGGGCCCCAUGGAAGGCAGUUUUACUUGAGGCCUGACCAGUUUCAAUUGUACGUGCUUCCUGGAAGUCAGACACCUGCGCCAGGUGCUAUGGCUGGGGUCACUGUGUGUGAUGUGGAGCAUGUUCUGUUCCUCAGCAUUGGAUACAAAAACCUGGUGUUUUCACACCAUUUUGGAGCCCGCAGCUGUUACAGGGCCUUUUGCCCCAAUUCCCUCAUCCUCCGUAGCCGCUGGGUGGUGGGCAGGACCAAGCUGGCACCACCGAGCUUUGGGGCAUCUUUGCCCCCUUCUCCAUUCCCCACGGGCGAUGGGGCAGGGUGGGGGACGUGCUGUUUCCCCCUUGCUGUGCUAUCAGUUGUGAGGCAGCUGCCGGCUGCCCGCUGGGACCUUAUGGGGCCGCAGGCUUCAGCACGCUGCCAGCGCCGUUCCCGGGUUUGCCGCUGUGUUUGUCUCACGUGUCACCCUGGUGCUCCAACCCUUGCUCUCUGCUGGUCUCCAGCGUUUCCACAGGUGACUCACUCAGACUGCGCAGGUUUGUUUCUAAAUCUCUGUGCCUGCAUUUUCCUCCUUUCCCUCAAAUGCCUUUUAAGCCCAAACUGGAAUGAAACUGGCAUUUUUGUGGCCAGGAUUUGGCCAGGGGCAGCCUGGGCGCAGUAGGGCUGUGAUGGGUGCCGCGGUCGAGGAAGGUUUGGGCGCUGAGCCUUGACUUGACGCCGAACCCCACGGGCACCCUCGUCACUCCCUGGCCGACCCAGCCCGGGAAGGUUUUGGGGUUUUUUCGGGACUGCUGCUGGUCUGGGCCAAACCCCGUGCCCUCCCGCUGCGGAGGGCGUCGCUCUCAGGGGGCACCCGCGCCCCUCCGCAGGCUGCGCCCCGCGGGAGGGGCGAUGCCGGGCACCAGGCCGCUGCAACGCACUGGGCAGCGCGGAGCUCUGGGAAGGUGACAGUGCCCGCUCUGGACUCUGCACAGCAAAGGGGACCCAGCAGGACCCCCCCAGCACAGGGCUGUGGCUCCAUCCCCAUCACCUCCUGGCUCAGGGGCUGCUGUGUCCUGGCUGCUGCCAGGAUUUAACACCAUCUGCUUGGGGGAUCGGGCCUGCAGAGGGAUUUAACUGAGCUGCAGAAGGGGGGCGGACUCGGGGCGUCCCUCCCCAUCCCUGCCUUUGGGUUUCUCCAGCCGCAGAGGAUUCCCCACUCCCACUGGAUGGAGGUACCUGCGGUGCUGCCACGGGAGCAGAUUCGGAGGACCCUGGGCCGUGCCGGAGCCCGCUGGUCCCCCCUGUGCUGAGCCCGCAGGGCCGGGCCUGGAUUAGCCAGCGCUAAGCUCCUUCCCGCAGACGCUCUGUCCUUGGGCGGCAGUGGGCGAGUGGUGCUGCCACCAGGCAUGGGGACCCGCUGUCCCCGUGAGCUGCCGGCACCGGGGAGCCUUUGCCAACCCUGAUGCCGCUUCUCCCCUGUGGCCCCUCACGUGGCAGCAGCUUUGGGGGCUCUGGGCCGGGGUGCGGGGGCAGCUGGCAAUGGCCAUGGCAGGGAGCACCCCCCUCCCCGGCAGCGGGGGGACCUGGGGGUCACGGCACUUGCUGCAGUCGCCCCCUGAGGAGGACGAGGUGCUGUAUGUGGACUACAAACCCCCUGCCCUGGACAGCAUCCGCCUGCCCCGCUAUGUGCUUUACCUUGUGAUGGCGGCCACCCUGGUGCUGGUGGUGGCGUACGCCAUUGUGGGGCACCUCAUCAAGGACCUGGUGCACGACUUCGCCGGUGAGUGCUGCCCAGAGCGGGGCUGAGCUUUGGGGCUCCUUAUGGGGCUGGGUGAGGGCAAGGGGGGGACCCCCAAACCCGGAGCCUUUGCCGCGACGGGGAUGUGCUGCUGAUGGCUCCGUCUCUGCUUGCACAGACUGGGCGUUCGGGCCCAAGCUGGAGGAGGAGAAGGCGGUGGUGGCCGAGGGGACCGUGCUGGAGGUGGAGUGGCUGGAGGAAGACUGGGUGCCGGCAGAGGGGAAGCCGGAGGGUGGAGGUGCUGGUGCCCUGCCCGGCAUGGACAUCCCGCCGGGGCUGCUCAGCACCGCCCCGCGCAGCUCCAUCUCCUUCGCCGAAUCCCACAAGAAGACGUUUUUCUAGGGCCAGGGGACCCCUGUGCUGCUGCCAGACCCCACAGCCGUGGCCAGCCGUCGGGUCACAGCAUGGCCCUGGGCCCAUUCCGGACACAGGGAUGACACUGCCCAGUGCUGGCAUGUGGCUUAGCCAUCCUCAGCACAGCCCCACACGCUUAUUUUGGGGCUGCCGUCGCUGCCCCCCAAUAAAGCUGCCUGCCACAGCCCUGCUCGCUCACCCUUUAGCCAGGUGUGGGCGUGGGAACGUGGCAGCUGGGGACACCCUGACCCUGCCUGGGGACAGCAGAGUCCCGCGGUGGAGCGGCACUGGCCUCCAGGCAUGGGGAGGGGUACAUGUUUGGGGGCACACGUGCGUACGUAAAGGUGGGUGCUCCGGGGUGCAGACCCCUGGCAGGUGGGCACAGCCUGGGUGUGGGCGCAGGGGGCACGGACACGGGUGCACACACACACACCCCUGCGGGGAGAUCCAUGUCAGCACACCCGUGUGCAGAUACACGGGGAGGGACGGACGGACGGACAGACGGACAGCUGUCUGUGUGCUGAAGCUGGAUUUGCCCCUGCCCGCUGGCCCCCUCAGUGCGCUGUGACCCCUCCCAUUGGGACAGAACCCAGUGGCACCCACAGCUGCCCCCAGAGCCCGUCCUGGGGGACAGAGCAUCCAUGAGCCCCACUUGGGCUCUGGGUGGGGAACCGGGGAUGGGAUAUGGGCAAUGUGGCUGGACCACCCCCACCACGUGCCUCUGGUGGGGACACUGUCCCCAUGUCCCCGGGCUCAUUCUCCACCCCUUGGGGAACCGCCAUGGGCAGGGUGGUCCUGACAAAGCCCACGGGCUCUCUCUGGGGUGCCCGCCACCCUAUGCCUCAGUUUCCCCUGUGCCCGGGUGGGUGGGGGCUGUGAGGUGAAGCGGAGCAGCUCACCCUUCCAAGGUCUCGCUGAUAACACCGUUAAUAUUUAUCUCUUCACCGUAUCCAGGCACUCCCUGGGCACGUGUUGGGUUCCUGCUGGCACCAGCCGUCACACCUGGGCCCCAGCUGGCCUGGCCUCGGCUGGGGUGGAGCCGGGGGGGCCUGGCGCUGUGCGCCCCUCAUGCUGCCCCAUCCCCACCGCGCGGCCGGGCCGGGGCCGUGUCUGUGGGGAUGGGACACUGGCCUGGAUCCGCCAGCGGGGACAGCGGUGCCCCAUGGGCAGACGGGAGAGACUGGGACAGGGCAGCAGGCAGGCUGGGCACUCCAUACAUCUGUCUGGCCUGCCACCCACACAUCUGUCUGUCCAUCCACCUACCCACCUGCUCAUCCAUCCGUCUGUCCCUCCAAACACCCACCUGCCCGUCCAUCUGCCCCCGCAUCCACUCACCCACCCGGGGCUGGUGGACCCAGCGCUGCCACUGCGGUCCCAAGGUGGUGGCUGUUGGCUGCCGCAGGGGCUGGUGGCUGAGCCAGGGGAGAGGUGCCACCUCCCCAGGGUUAUGGGAGCCAUGUUGCCAUGGAGCUUGGUGGCACUUGUCCUCUUGAGCCCAAUAAAAGCCGCCCGUUGGCCCUGGGUGCAGAGAGCGGUGCCCGCACUCUGCACCAGCAGCCGCGCAGGAGAGGAGCCCAGCUCAGGGUGCACGAUCCGGCCGUGCACCAGCUCCCUCUGCCAUCGCCGCCCAAAAAUGCCGAGGACCUUGCAGCCCCUCUCACUCCUGGUCCUGCUUGUCCUCGCCGCCCCCGUCCGUGGACAGGCCGUGACCGGCCCCAAGGUGCUGCAGCCCUGGCUUGUCGGCCUUACGGCCGUUGUUGUCUUCCUCUUCAUCGUCUUUGUGCUCCUGCUCGCCAACCGGCUCUGGCAGCUCAGGAUGCGCAGGAAGCAGAGCAGACUCCAGGAGACCCUGGGCACUGACAGCAGGCUGGAGCACGUCAGCCAUGUCAACCUGGCAGCCAAGAAGGACAGUGACGAGGAGAGCGAGGAGCAGAGCAAGGCCACGUCCUUCUGAAGGUGGUGGCCGCCCCCAGCCCACCCAGGGCGCAGCACUGGGGUUCCCUCAUCGGGCACUGCAGCUCAGCCCCGUCCACGGGGCGCGUAUCCAUGCCGGGUUUUGCAGGGCAGCCACAGGGCAGGAGGUGCUGUGGUGGACCUGGCUGCCUCCAAGACCAGGCGUGGAUUGAUCACACACUGGAGUGGAUCAGGAAGGGCGGUGGCUGGGGACAGGAGCAGGGCCCCCGCUGCACCUCCCAUGACGGGGCCAGCAGGGGGUCCUGCCCAUGGGGGUGGUGUGUGUCCCUGGCUGUACCCCAGUAAAGGUCCCCAGCCUGCCCUGUCAUCACGUGUCUGCUGUCACCCUGCUGGGCGUGGGGCUGUCCUGUGGCUCCCGUGGGGCUCCACACCCUCAGGAGGGGCCCCCAGUGCCACCCCCCUCCCUUGAGAGUGCUGGAUGAGGGGGCACCCAUGGGUGCCACUGGGGCAGGGGCCAAUGGUGGGCUUCUGGCAUGUGACAAGCUGCCAGGUCUCAGUGACCUGGACACAGCCAACAGCCUGUGUCUGGCCAUGUCACCCCCCCGGCACGCCCUGACCCAGGUGUUCCGCCCCACAUCCUGUGGUACUUGGGGACCAAUGGGUGUCACAGGGGACUGGGGGCUGCUGGGGGGAGCGUCCGGCCUUGGGACCCCCAGCUGUGCUGAGCAGCUCUUCAGGAUGGGGACGAUGGGGACGAUGGGGACGAUGGGGACUGCAGGGCUGGCGCCCAGGUUGGGCCCGUGAUGUCAUACGGGUGAGGGCAGUGAUGUCACAUGCAUGAGGUGGUGACAUCAUGCGGACAAGAUCUUGAUGCAGAGGAGGUGACGGCAGCGCCGCGUGCCCACGUGAGCCCAAGGCUGCACCCACUCGGGCCCCGUCCCUGCGUGUCCCCUCUGGCCCCUCCCUGGUCCCUGGCUCAGCACCCCCCCCAGGCCACGAGCACCCAUGGGUGGGCGGACCCCUCCAGGGUGAUGGCUGUGCUCCAGUACCCCCCCGGGC